AUUCAUAUAUUUAGAUAAAACCCAGAGUCGUAAAUAUAAUUAAACUUAAAGAGUUGUAUAUAUAAAUAUGGCUUUAAAUGAUUUGGAAUGGUUUAAAAAAAAAACAGUAUGCGACGCUAUUGAGCGCUUUCAUAGAUCUAAAGCAACUGUGCCGAACAUUAAUAGAGCAAAAGAAGAUCUUAAAGAAAUUAUGAAUUUGCUUGAAGACUAUUUGAAGGAAAACCACAAUUUAUGUGACAAAGUUUAUUACGCAGGUAGUGCAUUCGAAUCUUUAAACAUUGCCGAAGAAGUACCCGAGUUUGACGUCAUGCUUGUUGUUAAAAAAAAACAGUAUCUUAAAAUAAUUAACCAGUCUAAUGGAUUUUGUACUAUCAAGUGCACCAAUAAGAUGGUAUGGUAUCCUGUUGAUAAAAAUGGUAAUCUUGUUGCAGGUAGAUUUCGACAUGAGUUUAAAGGAAUUGUGCAAAAAUGGGUGAAUGUUAUGACUAAAGAAAUGAAAAAAGAAAUUUGUGUAGUAGAACAUGGCGUAGCAACACAAAUUGAUGUUUCACGAAAUGGUAACUUGUGGUAUCAUGUUGAUUUAGUUCCAUGUUUUGAAGUUAGCAGUUUAGGAAAUAGAGACAAAAUAGUUUGGUGCGUGCCAAAACCGAUUGACGAAAAUAAAGAUCUAUGGAGGAUAUCUUACUCUCAAUAUGAGACUCAGGAAGCUAAUAAACUUCAUGCUAAUGCAAAAAUGUGUAUUAGAAUCGUUAAAACUUUAUUUAAGUUGGAAACAAAUGGAUUGUUUAAAAAAUUUACUUCUUAUCACAUUAAAACAGUUGCGUUUCAUUUAAAUAAAGAAUCGUGGCCAGACGAAAGAAGUAUUGGCAAAACUGUUUACGAUUUUUUAUUUAAAACGAUGAACUUUUUAGAGCAGUGCAAUUUGAAACAUUUCUUUAAUUCACAAAUUAACAUCUUGGAUUCUAAUAAAAUUAAAUAUGAGCAACUGGCUAAUACAAUCCAAGGAUGGUUAAGAUCGGAGCAGUCUUUUAUGAAAGUAUUUGCAUUUUAACUUAAUUUAAUUCACAAUCAAUAAAAUUUACAAAUUGUUGAUAAAGAGUGGAACGUCAGGCCACUCCCCAGUAAGGACAGGAAGUUUUUAAAACGUUUAAAAAACUUAAAAAAACGAAUAUCAACGUUUUUUAAACGUUUUAAAAACGAUCUGUGCUUACUGGGUCCGUGAUGAAAAUUCAGUUAGACUUUCAAAUGAAAAUAGUCUUUAGCUAUCAAAUUACAGCUAAGUGCUAUAAUAAUAAUAGUUUAUGGGUGGGCACGGAAAAAUCCAGUCAACUUUAAGAAAGAUUUCUCUAAAACUUGAAAUGCUUUUUAUUACUUUUAUUUUUUUAUUUUUUUUUAUGUUUGUAUAUAUAUUUGUCAUUAUUAAUAUAAAUUUGUAUAACAUUUUACCGUAAAAUAUAUGACUGGAGCAAGUAAAA
Molecule: messenger RNA, 1475 nt
Organism: Hydra vulgaris (swiftwater hydra)
Lineage: Eukaryota; Metazoa; Cnidaria; Hydrozoa; Anthoathecata; Hydridae
Product: cyclic GMP-AMP synthase-like receptor
Source: RefSeq, a predicted model, not a curated record